This is a messenger RNA of Papaver somniferum (opium poppy), 1959 nucleotides long. Its product is annotated as F-box/LRR-repeat protein At3g59190-like. The record is from RefSeq and is a predicted model, not a curated record. The transcript has 5 exons. Gene Ontology annotation, molecular function: protein binding. The coding region runs from base 213 to 1601 and encodes 462 amino acids. NCBI's taxonomy places the organism in Eukaryota, Viridiplantae, Streptophyta, Magnoliopsida, Ranunculales, Papaveraceae.
AUCCAAUGCUGGAAAUGGAGACUGGGUUUUCAUUUCAUCAGAACUUCAAAGGAUCGCGUUUUAACUUCUUUAAACAGCAGCAACUUUGAUGAUAGAUUCUCAACUUCUUGAUUCUGAUCUAACUAAAGGAUUUGGAUGUUAAUUUUAUACGGUUUAAUGUUUGCAAAAACAAGACUCGGUUGGUGACGCUUUAAGUAACAAACAUUGUAAUCAUGGAAUUGAAGCAACUAAAGGGGCAAAACAGCAUGAGUGAGCAGGCAGAAGAUAGGAUCACUAAUUUACCCGAAUCACUUCUUCAUUAUGUCUUAUCUUUAUUAGAUAUCAAGGAGGUUGCUCGUACUAGCGUGUUAUCUAAAAGAUGGUACUGCAUAUGGAUCUCUGUCCCUACUCUUGAUUUUCGAAGCUUGAGUGAUCCUUUCCCUUCUACGCCGAGCAGAGAAUUGAGUGACCGGGAGAGUAUUAAAUUCAUGGAUAUGGUGGAUAGAAUAUUGCAUCUUCAUGAUAUGUCAAGUAUACAGAAGUUGUCUCUUCGUUGGAAUUACCCCUUGAAUGAAUCUCGGGUUUAUUUAUGGAUCUCCGCCGCAAUAAGGCGCAAUGUUGAAAAGCUUAGUCUCACCUUAAUCCAAAAUGCAAGCUUUUCUGCUCCUUUAUCUCUUUGUAACUGUGAAUCAUUGGUUACCUUAAAGCUAGAUAUCUACCCUUUUCUUUAUCUACCCAAAUAUAUGUCUUUUCCAAAACUCAAGCACUUAAAACUCUCUCGAGUCAUGUUUAGCGAUGAGUACAUCAAUGGGAAACUCUUUUCCAGUUGUCCAGUCCUUGAGAAUUUGACACUGGAGACAUGUGAAUGGUUAUAUAUAAAGAAAUUCUGUUUGUCAACUCCUUCAUUAAAAGUUUUGGAAAUUUGGAAUUUGGAUUAUUUCGGCAGGAACUAUGGUUUAGGAAACUGUUCUUUCGAGAUUCAUGCACCUCUAGUGUCUCUCACCUACUGGGGUGAUGUUCCAAAGGAAUUUGUCAUGUCUAACUUUUUAACACUAGCUGAAGUAGAUGUUCGCUUUGGCUUCGAAGAUAAAUGGACGGGGAAAAAGAUUGACCAGGGUGCCAACUUAAGUAAGUUUCUUCGAGCACUUUCGCAUGUUAAGUGUGUAACAAUUUCUGAUCGAGCCAUACAGGUUCUCUCGUUCACACACGAUCUCAAGAACAAUUUGCCUACGUUUCACAAUUUAACAAAGCUGAAUGUGACUCUUUCUGCAACCGAUUAUAAAGCACUGAUUGCUUUGCUGGAAUCAGCACCUAAUCUGGAGUCUGUUGCAUUUACCGCGUUAGCUCCUGGUGAAGACCAUAAUGCCAGUGAUGAUGAUGGCUGGGGACUUCAUUUGAUUAGUACCAGGUGUUUGUUUCUACACCUGAAAUCAGCUCGCUUUGAGGAAUUUUCCGGUCACCCUAGCGAAUUUAGGUGGGUGGAACUAAUUUUGAAACAAGCUGCAGCUCUGGAAACAAUUACUUUCCUUUUUCCUGAUUCAGAGACUGACGAGAAAGAACUCAUGGAGAAGUUAACAAGCCUUCCAAGAGCCUCGGCCAGUUGUGUGUUUAACUUCCCCUAAGAUGUGAUAGGGAUGCUUGUUUCUUGGAGUUAGAAAUUGAUGUGUGCUUUUCUCAGAUUCUGCAAUCUGAUGUCUAACUUUUGGUAUAUUCUGAAUAUUCAGUCAUAAUCAUAAUCUGUGGAGGAACAUUAAAACGCAUCAAGUGAGUAGUCACAAUGGUAAGAAGUCUCAACAUUGCAGCUGCAGAAUUUAAAACAAGGAACUGAACUUGUAAAACCAUAGAUGGGAAACAGAAACAAUCUGUCAUCUGUUUCAGAGUGUGUAAGAUCUUCAUAGGUAUCCUGUUCAAAACUUAUCUUAUUUGUGUCUUUGGCAUUUGAACAUCUCUGCAGCUUAAAGUACUAAUGUUGUUCGGCAA